GGGGGUGGAGAGGAGAAAGGUGCGUUCAGCCCGUUAGCUUUUGGAGAAGUCUCCUGAAGAAGCCUGCCCCUCCAGCAACCAUUCUGAGACUACUCAGAAGAGACUUAUGGUAUGGGACCAAACCCCAACAAGUAAUUGCCUCUGGCUCACUGACGUCAGUUAAUGACUGGACUUUGCACCCAAAAGCGAGUUAAAAACUAAAGACGGUUGAGGGGAAGUCAUUUCCUCCUUGGAGAGCCCGGCAAGAACGUCUAAAAUGAGAGCCCUUGCUCACCUCACUCUUAGCCUCGUUUUUGCAACCUCGGUUGUCCAGUCAGACACAACCAACCUCACUUCAGCUAUGAAUACAUCUACCACCAUAACAACUCUAUCUGCUACUCCAACAACUCCGUCUACUACUCCCACAGAAGUGUCAUCUACUGAUCCCACAAAAUCUCUGUCAUCUACUACCGCUUCCACAAAAGCGCCAUCUACUUCUCCCACAAAAUCUCUGUCAUCUACUACCGCUUCCACAAAAGUGCCAUCUACUACUCUCACAGAGGCGCCAUCUACUUCUCCCACAAAAUCUCUGUCAUCUACUACCGCUUCCACAAAAGGGCCAUCUACUACUCCCACAAAGGUGCCAUCUACUGAUCCCACAAAAUCUCCGUUACCUACUACCACUCCCACCACACCAACUCCACCCACUUCCACGGUUCCUGUAUCAAGUCCAGUUCCAGCCUCCACGGUCACACCUACAGAAAAUAAAACAAACACAACUGCUAAAACAACACCUAUAGCUGCCACUAACACCACCCCCCCUGGAAGUGGCAAUUUGGGUUCAACUGCUCCUUCUCCAACAAGUAAUGGAUCGACCAUCACCCCAGGCACACAGAAUAUUUCCUCAGAGGCUGUUACUCCAGUGACUUCUGACAGCAUCACUUUGUCCACAAUCAGCACCCCAAACCCCAGUUCCACAGUUCCCAUCAAUCCUUGCCGAAGAGAUUCCUGUCAAGGUGAUUCUUCAUGUGUUAGCCUGCACAAUACCCAUUUUUGCCUGUGCUCAUUGGGAUAUUACUAUAACUUUUCCACCUGCAGAAAAGGAAAGUUAUUCCCUGGAACUAUUACAGUGAGAGUAUCAGGAACAUCUGGUUUGGAAGAUGGAAAUUCUAUGGCCUAUCAAGAAUUACAUAUUCGAAUUACUGAUUUUUUUAAAAGCACAUUUGCCAAUUCUGAUUACGGACAGACUGUGAUCAAUAAAGUAAGCAACUCGUCUUCAGCAAGAUCAGAGAUGCGUGCUGGCAACAGUGCUGUUGUGGUUGAGGUCUUAAACAUCUUCGCAGAAACUACAAAAGAAAACGAGAAGACUGUGUAUGAAUCAAUUAUAAAUGCAAUUCAAAACAACGCAAAUUAUAUGGGAUACAGUGCUCGAAGUCUGUGUGAUUAUUACGGUUGUGAACCAGAGAACGAGCAAGACAACUGUAACAAUAGUUUGCUGUGUAAAUGCAAGCAGGGGAUGGAAAGACCUAAUGCCCAGGUCCCUGUGUGUGUGGCUUCUGCUGUCAGGUGUCCCGACACUUGCAAUGCAGACCACAAUAAGCAAUGCUUAGUGAACAAGAACACUGGGAAGCCUGAAUGCGUGUGCCUGCCAGGCUACAAGGAGAGUGAUGGUGGGAUCUGUCAAGAGUGCGCGUUUGGUUACAGUGGAGUUCGCUGUGAAGACCAAUUUCAGCUGAUCCUCACUGUCGUGGGCAGCAUUGGCGGCGCCCUCAUUCUCUGCCUGGUGAUCGCACUGAUUGUCUUAGCAAGCUCAAAGAACAAAAACAAGAAUAUUGAAGAAGAGAAUUUGAUUGAGAACGACUGUCAAAAUCUGAGACUGCAGCAGACGACGACAGGCUUCAGCAAUCCCGGAGCAAAUGGGAGCAUCUUCCCUAAAGUCAGGGCAAAUGUCCCUGGUCAGCCACAGAAUCCCUACGCGCGCCAGAGAAGCGAGCCUUGCCCUGACUACUAGAAUGGUAACAACUGGGGACCCUCCAUGGCCCUCGACCCCGU
Molecule: messenger RNA, 2031 nt
Organism: Lontra canadensis (Northern American river otter)
Lineage: Eukaryota; Metazoa; Chordata; Mammalia; Carnivora; Mustelidae
Gene: MUC13
Product: mucin 13, cell surface associated
Exons: 14
Coding region: 257-1990 (577 amino acids)
Source: RefSeq, a predicted model, not a curated record